Diabrotica balteata is the source of this 4507-nucleotide messenger RNA. The record is from the annotation of a GenBank genome assembly. Lineage: Eukaryota; Metazoa; Arthropoda; Insecta; Coleoptera; Chrysomelidae.
UUCUAGAGUAGGUGAAUUUUCGUUGCUUUGAUAUUAAAAGAUAAUAAUGGAGGUGUUAAAUCUUUCAAAUCUAGAUAAUGUUUACAGUGAAAUAUUCUUACAUACUUCAUCUCGAAGAAUUACGGUUAAAUAGUUUGUGAAGGACAUCUAUUGCUGUAAAGAUCACCUUUAUCAGAAUUGGAUUUAUUGUAACUACUUCGUUCCUGUUAGUUACGUUUUGGCGACAUGUGGCUUACCCAAAUGGUCAUUACAUUUUUAUGGACAAAUCAGAUAUGUUCAUUGCUGUGCUUAUAAAGAACUCUUAACCCUUUUAAGGAACGUUGUAAAACUGAAUAACAUUAAACAGUGUAGAUGUCAACUAAUACUUUCAACAUGAAUAUUAGAGUUGAGAAGCCGACCACUAGCAUUAACAAACCAAACAAAGUGAAGAAGCCUCCAGGUAUUUCAAAGAGUAGUCCAAAAAUAUUUAGAAACGUGACAGGCAAAAUUCCUUCAUCCCUAUGUGGCCAACAAAAAGAAGAAAGUUUUGUUUUUCUGGAACCUGAAGAAGCUAUAAUACUUAGACCUACAAGGGAGGAAUUUGAGGACCCUCUUGUGUUUAUUGCAACAAUAAGACCCUAUGCAGAAAAGUAUGGAAUAUGUAAAAUAGUACCACCCACAGACUGGAGACCAUCAUUUGCAGUAGAUGUAGAUAACUUUAAGUUUACUCCUAGAGUUCAACGAUUAAAUGAACUUGAGGCAAAAACCAGGAUAAAUUUUAAUUUCUUAGAUCAAAUAGCCAAAUUCUGGGAUCUACAAGGAUCAUCCCUUAAACUCCCUAUGAUCGAAAACAAGCUCUUGGAUUUAUACACCUUGCAUUGCAUUGUAAAAAAAUGGGGUGGAUAUGAACAUGUACUCAAAGAAAAAAUGUGGCAGCAAGUUGCUCAACUAAUGGGUCUCCCAAUGAAAAAAGGUGUUGGAGCUAUGUUGAAAAUGCAUUACGAAAGAGUGCUAUAUCCAUACGAUUUGUUUAAAUCUGACCAAUCCCAUGAUGUGAAAUUAGACGGAAGCCCCUCAUCAGACUUAAAAUUUGAAGGUAAUAGUGUAGAUAAAAAAGACUAUAAGCCACAUAGUAUUGCUAGCCGAAUGCAGAUUAAACCAUCCCCUGAAGUAAACCCCAGGAGAACAAAUAGAUUCGACAUAGAUGAACUAUCAAGUUACACUUGUGGGAACUGUCGUCGUGGUGAUGAUGAGGAGUGCAUGCUACUAUGCGACGGUUGUGACGAUAGCUACCAUACCUAUUGUUUAAUACCGCCUCUCGUGGAAAUACCAGAAGGAGACUGGAGGUGUCCCAAAUGUGUGGCCGAAGAAGUCUCAAAGCCUAUGGAAGCAUUCGGAUUCGAGCAGGCCAAGAGAGAAUACACGCUUCAAAAGUUUGGGGAAAUGGCCGAUCAAUUUAAGUCUGAGUAUUUUAAUAUGCCUGUACAUAAAGUCCCACUCGAAACAGUAGAACAAGAGUACUGGCGUAUUAUGUCAACAAUAGAUGAAGAUGUCACAGUUGAAUAUGGGGCAGAUUUACAUACCAUGGAUCACGGUUCUGGUUUUCCUACUGCCAGUUCUGCAAAUUUAUCCGACCUGGAAAAACAGUAUGCGGAAUCUGGAUGGAAUUUGAAUAAUUUACCCGUUUUACCAGGUUCUGUACUAGGCCACAUCAAUGCAGAUAUAUCCGGAAUGAAGGUGCCUUGGAUGUACGUCGGAAUGUGUUUUUCUACAUUUUGUUGGCAUAACGAGGACCAUUGGAGUUAUUCGAUCAAUUAUUUGCAUUGGGGAGAACCUAAAACUUGGUAUGGAGUUGCUGGUAGGCAGGCAGAAGAAUUCGAAGAAACCAUGAAGUCUGUAGCGCCAGAAUUAUUUCAAGCUCAACCUGAUUUACUUCACCAAUUAGUUACAAUAAUGAACCCAAACAUAUUGAUGAACAAUGGUAUUAAAGUAUAUAAAAUGAAUCAACAUGCUGGUGAAUUUAUAGUAACUUUUCCUCGCGCCUAUCACGCUGGAUUUAACCAAGGGUAUAAUUUUGCUGAAGCAGUCAACUUCGCUCCCGCAGAUUGGUUAAGUGUAGGUCGGGAAUGCGUUUUACAUUAUUCUAAUUUGAGAAGAUUCUGUGUUUUCUCCCAUGACGAAGUCGUGUGCAAAAUGUCAUUGAAUCCCACGCAGUUAGAGUAUACCCUUGCAGUUGCUACUUAUAGUGAUAUGUCAGUGAUGAUAGAAAUAGAGAAAAAAUUGAGACGGGCAGUAGCAGACUCGGGUAUUACAAAAUCGACUGCAGAACCGUUCGAGUCACUUCAUGAUGAUGAAAGGCAGUGUGAAAUAUGCAAAACGACAUGUUUCUUAUCCGCUAUAACAUGUGACUGCUCUAUCGACAAACUAGUGUGUCUAAGACAUUUUAAAAAUUAUUGUGAAUGUCCCCCUGGUAAUAAAACUUUGAGGUACAGAUACAGUUUAGAAGAACUUUCACAUAUGCUUCAAAAUUUGAAGAAGACGAUAACACAAUCGAGUGAUACGUGGAUUGUAGUGUAACGUAAGGUUUAAAUUCGAAAUUACCAAAGAAAUAUUAUACAGUUUGUCCGAGAGUUUCGUCAAGAAGAUAGUAUUAGAAGGUUUCCGAAGUCUGACUUUAAGAAAUUUAUUACUACACUUAGUACAUCUCAAUUAUAUAAAAUGCUCGCUUGACAUUUGACUGAUGAUGGGAUAACCCUCUUAUUUCACUAGGUAGUUUUAUUUUCAAGCAACGUUGAGGCUAUAAUUUGUAAUGUGGAUUAGACUACCAGUGUUAGCUAUUUAAUAUAUUAUGGUAAAAUAUUCGUGGAUGAUAGUAAUCGUUUUUCGUCAAAGAUUUUGAGACACCGGCAUUGUACUCAUCAUUAUUCAAACCCGUAUGUUGGUAACAUUAUAUUUAUUUAUUAUUCUAAGCAUUUAUUCUUCCACAUUCUUAUCGAAAAAAACCUUAAGGUUUGUUUUAUUCGGUAAAUUGCAAAGCCAACUAUAUCAUAGUACCAAAAUAUUUCAAUGUUGACUAUUGCAGGUUUGACGGGAAAGAAAAUACUUUAGAUGAAGAAAACUAGUCUUUGUUAAAUAUAUUUUAUGGAAAAAGUCCUUUAUCCGUUUAAAUUAAUAAACUUAUGACUGAUUCAAGGAUUAUAAUAUUCAAUUUCUAUUGUCGAAUAGCACGAAACAGUAAUAAAUGGGUCACCUUAACUGAAUAUUUAUUUCCAUAUGUUUAAAUAAAAAUUAACAUUGCUCAUAAUCUAAUCUGGGCCAUCUAUGUCAUCUUUAGAUUUAGUCCAGUUACUGAUGGUUUUUACCUCCGAAUUCUUUAUAACUGAAUCGAUUCAUUUGAAAUUUUGUGUGUUGGUAAAUAAUUACUCAAGGAACAAAAGUUAUAUAGUGCCGAUGUGUGCUUCCACCCUGGGGUGUUUGACACUCCUUUUCGAGGGUGGAAAUUUUUUCACUCAAAAUAUCAAAAUAACCACGCUAUUCGAUAGAAGGACAAAUUUCAAACAAAAAACGUAGUAAACAUUUUUUGUGCUAGAUCACUACUUUUUGAGUUAUUCGCUGUUGAAAAGUGUCAUUUUUCGUUAAAAAAAAAAUGUUUUUCAACGGUUUUUUAAGAAUAGCUCUGAAACUAAGAGUUUUAUCAAAAAAAGUGUAACAACUAAAAUUAAAGCUCAUAAAAAACAAAAAGAUUGGCUUUUUAAUGAAUAUUUUCAGUUCAAUAUUAACUGAGUUAUGGCUGUUCAAAGAAGGUUUGUUUUUGUCUUUCAAUACGAGUAUUUAACGUUAAAUACCGGAAAACGGGUACAUUUUUCGACAAAAACUCAUAAGUAUAAUAUUUUUAAAAGAGCUUGAAAAGACCUGUAAAGUGAGUGGUGGUAAAAGUCCUUUGCACCAACUGUACGUUAGGUACGAUUUAAAAAAAAACGCAAUAAAACUAACAUCAUGUUCACUAAGAUUGAAAUAAAUUGUUUUCCUUAUAGAAUUCACUUUAUUUUAGUGUUUUUUGUAUGAUCCAAUAGUUUAGCCACUUUAGAAUACUCAAUUUUUGAAAAAAGUAUGAUUACAUUUUUUUGUGUAAAUAUUAAAAAAAAAUUAUUUUUUAUAACUUCAAAACUAUAAAAGAUCCGUAAAAGAUGACACAACACAAAAAAACAGGUUUUUUUUUUCAACAAAAAUUUUCGUUUUUUAAUUUUUUUUGUAGCUUAAUAAAUAACGGAGGUAUAGUUGGUUGAAGUUUGCUUUAUAGCGCAUGAACCACUGGUCUCCGACCCUUUGACCCUUCACCCUUUAAACAUUAAGGGCUGUAGAAUGUUUUAACAUUCCUAUACUUAUAGCCCAUUAAAUUACCUGUCAAAUCGUUUUGUUUAUGCAUGUUGUAGCAUCAAAAUUAACCGAAUUAUUGUAAAAAAAACCAAUAGUACUUUUUGGAAAAUUGGAGCAUUUCGACGGAACUAAUAGACAUUUAAUAUAUACA